AUGGGAAGACACUCUUGCUGUUACAAGCAGAAGCUUCGGAAGGGUCUUUGGUCUCCCGAGGAGGAUGAAAAGCUUCUGAGGCAUAUUACUAAGUAUGGUCAUGGAUGUUGGAGUUCUGUGCCUAAGCAAGCAGGUUUGCAAAGGUGUGGUAAGAGCUGCAGGCUCAGGUGGAUCAAUUACCUUAGACCUGAUUUAAAGAGAGGAACAUUCUCCCAAGAAGAAGAAAACCUUAUCAUUGAACUUCAUGCAGUAUUGGGGAACAGGUGGUCUCAAAUUGCGGCACAGUUACCGGGGAGGACCGAUAAUGAAAUAAAGAAUCUGUGGAACUCUUGCUUGAAGAAGAAACUGAGGCAAAAAGGCAUAGACCCUGUCACACAUAAACCACUGUCCGAGGUUGAGAACGGAGAUGACACCGGUAAGAGCCAAGGUAAAGCACCGGAAGUGUCCAAUGAAUUGAACCUCCUGAAAUCAGAGAGCUCCAAGUCAGAUUCAGCUUCCUAUGAGCAGAGAACAUCAAUUUCUCCAAAAGCCUAUGCACCCGAGAUGGAUGGUUCCUGCAGCUCCAAGAUUUACAGCAGAAGUGACAGCAAUUUCGUAACCAACAACUGUUACAACAAAGACUUGUUCCUAGACAGGUUUAUGAAUAGUAGUCGCCAAGAGAGCUACAACACUAGUUGCCAGCCCUCAGAUUUGAUGGGAACUUUUCCAAUUCAGAUGAGUUAUGCAACCAAUGACUGUCUCCCUAAUGAUUCAAACUCUACUCAUUGGUUCGGCCAAACUGGAAGGCCUUUCGAUAUGAACUCUGAAUUUCCUUUCAAUGCUGCCACUUCUAUUAAUCAUCCUACACCUACAACCAAUUUGUUUCUUCCUAAUUCGUUUUGCUACAAGCCUUCACUUGCUGUUCCUUCUGACAGUGUUUCUACAGCCUAUGGAUCUCAUUACUGGGAAGCCAGUGCCUCCAACAAUAGCAAUAGCAGCAUUAGGAGUAAUGGCAGCACAGAGUUGAAAGGUAGCAGCCCCUUAAACAUCUUUUCUUCUUGGGGAUUGGCAGAAUGUAGCACCUCUACUACUAAAGAGGGACAAAUUCAUAUGAUGGAGAAUCAUACAGAAGAAGCUAAGUGGGAUGAGUACCUUCACAACCCAAUCUCAAUGCUGGCUUCUGUACAAAAUCAAGCUCCUGAAUCCUUAUGCAACGAGAUAAAAACAUCAAUGCAUUUGGUACCUGACACUUUAGGGGCUAUGUUACCUCAUAGCACGAAGCAGCAAGAACCAUCUCAAACCUCUAGUAUAUUUUCCAAGGACAUCCAGAAGCUCAGGGCAGCCUUUGGAAACAUGUAAAAGGAUUGGAGAAAAACAAAGAUUUUAUUAAAAGGGUUCCGAUUCAAGGGAUUGCUAUUCUUAGUACAGGUGUGUGAAACCACAGAUUUUGCUCUUAUGUAGGUCUAAUACAAAACAAUCAUUUCACCUUUUUUUUUUUUUUUGUUUUUUCACUUUGUUUACCAUUUGUGAGCCAAGCCAUCUGUCUUUA
This is a messenger RNA of Vigna angularis (adzuki bean), 1528 nucleotides long. Its product is annotated as transcription factor MYB61. Bases 1 to 1338 code for a protein of 445 amino acids. Lineage: Eukaryota; Viridiplantae; Streptophyta; Magnoliopsida; Fabales; Fabaceae. Gene Ontology annotation, biological process: regulation of stomatal movement. The transcript has 3 exons. The record is from RefSeq and is a predicted model, not a curated record.